AUACCAGGGGCAAUGGACAGGAGGGAUGCGACAUGGAUACGGUGUACGUCAGAGUGUACCCUAUGGCAUGGCAACUGUGAUCCGUUCACCCCUCCGAACGUCUCUAGCUUCUCUUCGAAGUGAGCAGAGCAACGGCACUGUUCUGCAUGAUGUCACUUCAGACAGUCCAGCUGGAACAAGAGGAGGUUUUGUGCUCAAUUUUCACAGUGAUCCAGAAGCCAUGGGCAUUAAGAAAAAAGGAGGCUUGUUCAGAAGAGGAUCCCUUCUUGGUAGUAUAAAACUUAGAAAAUCUGAAUCUAGGUCAUCGAUAUCUAGCAAACGGAGCUCCGUCAGGAGUGAUGCUGCUAUGAGCAGAAUUAGUUCUAGUGAUGCCAACUCUACAAUUAGUUUUGGAGAUGGUGACUGUGAUUAUUGCCCUAUGGAAGACCAUGUUGAUGCCACCACUACAGAAACCUACAUGGGAGAAUGGAAGAAUGACAAGCGCAGUGGUUUUGGUAUUAGUGAGCGUUCAAAUGGUAUGAAAUAUGAAGGAGAAUGGCUAAAUAACAGGAGGCAUGGAUAUGGAUGUACCAUGUUUCCAGAUGGUACCAAAGAAGAGGGAAAAUACAAAAAUAACAUUUUGGUCCGUGGAAUAAGAAAGCAACUUAUACCAAUACGAAACACAAAAACUAGAGAAAAGGUGGAUAGAGCAAUAGAGGGUGCACAGCGAGCAGCUGCCAUGGCAAGAACCAAAGUGGAAAUUGCAACUUCAAG
Balearica regulorum gibbericeps (East African grey crowned-crane) is the source of this 753-nucleotide messenger RNA. The record is from RefSeq and is a predicted model, not a curated record. NCBI's taxonomy places the organism in Eukaryota, Metazoa, Chordata, Aves, Gruiformes, Gruidae.